GAUACAUUUUCGCUUCAGCGAUCCGAGCGUUGACGUCGCGUCUACCGCACUCUCUGACGCCGCAAAAAUAUCUCGCGUAGCUGAUCGGUAGUGAACUUGAACGUGAUAGAGGGUCAGGGUGGCUCUACCGGCAUUUCGCUCGUCGGAAUAAAACAUGUGGUAUCAGCCGAUUGCCCACAUUAGCGACGCAAAGCCCUGCGCGCGGCUGUACAGGUGUCGCGUUCUAGUCAGUUUGUGCUUAGUGCAGUGAACGAAACCGCAUUGCGUACAUAGGAAAACUAUCUGGAUUUAAUUUGACAAAAUGGUUCAACAGCAACCAGCGCUGCUAUCAGCGCUAUGGAUACUGUUUACAAUAUUACUCCCAACGAGAACACAAAACAUGAAUCCAGUUUCGUCUUUCAUGAACUUCCUCCAAGAAGGCACACAUCAACUCGACGCCGAGCCACCUGAUCAAGUUAAUUUGCUUUCAGAGUACGAUUUCAUUGUAGUCGGCGCUGGAACGGCAGGGUGUGUUAUCGCUAAUCGUUUAACUGAAAUACCAGACUGGAAAGUACUUUUGGUGGAAGCGGGAGUCAAUGAAAACUUCCUCAUGGACAUCCCUAUACUAGCUAACUAUCUCCAAUUUACGUCGGCAAAUUGGAAGUAUAAAACAAAACCUUCUGAUAAAUACUGUGCAGGAUUCGAGAACCAGCAGUGUAAUUGGCCUCGAGGUAAAGUUGUUGGAGGUUCAAGUGUAAUAAAUUAUAUGAUUUAUACAAGAGGUGCACCACAAGACUAUAACAAUUGGGAAGCAAUGGGCAAUAAGGGGUGGAAUUGGGAUGAGGUGUUACCAUACUUUAAAAAAGUUGAAAAAUUUAAUAUACCGGCUUUUGACAAUCCUAAGUACCACGGACACGAAGGCUUCGUCAAUAUCGAGCAUGCUCCCUUUCGAACAACUAAAGCUAAAGCGUGGGUAAAAGGUGCUCAAGAAUUAGGAUUUCGGUACAGUGAUUACAAUGGAGCUAAUCCAGGCGGAGUGUCUUUCUUGCAAUUGUCGAUGAAAAAUGGAACCCGACACAGCUCUAGUAGGGCGUAUUUGCAUCCAAUUAAUAAAAGAAAUAAUCUUCAUCUCUCAAAAGGAAGUAUGGUGACAAAACUAAUUUUCGAUUCAAAUAAAAAGAGAGUUAUUGGAAUAGAACUCGAAAAACGUGGAAAGCGUUUUAAAAUAAUAGCUAGGAAAGAAGUUAUUGUUUCUGCAGGCGCUAUUAAUUCACCCCAACUUUUGAUGCUCUCUGGUAUAGGCCCAAGAGAUCAUUUGGAAGCGCUUAAAAUACCAGUAGUGAAGGACUUACCGGUUGGAUACAAUUUGAUGGACCAUAUCGCUGCGGGUGGAGUACAGUUUAUGGUGAACCAGCAAAACUUUAGUUUAUCUACAGAAUAUAUCCUAAACCAUUUAGAAUUAGUAUUUAGAUGGAUGAAAACACAUAAUGGACCUUUAUCAAUACCUGGUGGAUGUGAAGCCUUAAUAUUCAUGGAUUUAAAAGACAAAUACAAUAAAACCGCGUGGCCUGAUCUUGAAUUACUUUUUAUUGGUGGCGGUCUGAACUCUGAUCCGCUGCUACCUAGAAACUUUAAUUUUGACGAGAAAAUAUACUCGGAAACAUACAGCCCUCUAGGAAAAGAUGAUGUCUUCAUGAUAUUUCCCAUGUUAAUGCGACCGAAAUCGAAGGGAAGAGUAAUGUUGCAAAGUAGAAAUCCUAAAGUCCAUCCAACAUUGGUACCAAAUUAUUUUGAAUACCAGGAGGAUUUACAAAAGAUAGUUGAAGGAAUAAAAGUUGCUAUAGAAAUUUCCAGACAGCCAGCUAUGCGUAAGCUUGGUACAAAAAUGUACGAUGUUCCAAUUGAAGAAUGUCUUCAGUAUGGUCCUUUUGGUAGUGAUGCUUACUUUGCUUGUCAAGCCCAGAUGUUUACAUUUACUAUAUACCAUCAGAGUGGAACUUGCAAAAUGGGUGUGGAAAGUGAUCCGUCAGCUGUGGUAGACAACAGACUACGAGUACAUGGGAUUACGGGACUUAGAGUUAUAGACGCUAGUGUAAUGCCCGAAAUAGUAUCAAGUCAUACGAAUGCUCCAGUGUACAUGAUAGCAGAACGGGGUUCGGACUUCAUCAAACAGGACUGGGGCCAUUAGAAAUAAAAUAUUAUUAUGCACUUAUCUACUUGUUACACUGUGAUUUUAAUGUAAUUUUGUAAUGGUUAAUUUAUUCGUGUAGUGUGAAAACUAUGAUAGAACUAUCGUUGCUACAGUA
Molecule: messenger RNA, 2285 nt
Organism: Zerene cesonia (dogface butterfly)
Lineage: Eukaryota; Metazoa; Arthropoda; Insecta; Lepidoptera; Pieridae
Product: glucose dehydrogenase [FAD, quinone]-like
Exons: 2
Coding region: 302-2167 (621 amino acids)
Molecular function (GO): oxidoreductase activity, acting on CH-OH group of donors; flavin adenine dinucleotide binding
Source: RefSeq, a predicted model, not a curated record